Messenger RNA from Heteronotia binoei (common prickly gecko), 3576 nucleotides. RefSeq names its product family with sequence similarity 114 member A2 (gene FAM114A2). The record is from RefSeq and is a predicted model, not a curated record. The transcript is spliced from 14 exons. NCBI's taxonomy places the organism in Eukaryota, Metazoa, Chordata, Lepidosauria, Squamata, Gekkonidae. The coding region runs from base 253 to 1755 and encodes 500 amino acids.
UACCCUUCCGUUACAAUUCGCUGCGCAUGCGCUAUUUACUUCUCGGGAAGGGAACGGAAGGGCGACGCGGGUAAUGCCAUGAUGGCGUUCUUCCGGCUUGGUUCCUCUCUUUCCGGUUGCUUUUGUGGUGCGGAGGAACAGCUGAGUAUGCAUGCGCGAGAGGCUUGCGCGUGCGGCUGAGACGUGGCCGAGGCUGUCAUUGGCGAGAAAGCGGGCCUGUCUGGAACUUGCCUCGCCGCAUGGGAUAUAAACAUGUCUCAGAAGGAUAACACGUCAUUGGAGGAAGAUACAUAUGCACUUGCUAAAAAUGAUCAGAAGGUGGAGGAUGUUGGACCCACUGAGACUGAUGGUGUGGAAGCAGAACCAGCAGCUAUGACACGGAAAAGGCCUGAAUCCAAAACAUCUGAGCCUCCUACUAUGCAAGAGUCAUUAGCCCAGAAAGUGCCGGACUCUAGUUCUAUCAAUCAGUCACAGACAGGAUGGGGGUCCUGGGGGAACUGGGGAAAGAAUUUACUGUCAACUGCUUCUGCUACAGCGGCUACAGUAGGUCAUGGAAUCUCAAAUGUCAUUGAAAAAGCAGAGACGUCCCUUGGGAUCCCCAGCCCUAAUGAAUUGUCAUCUGAGGCCAAAGAUGUUACAGAAGAAUGCCACAAUUCUGCAAUAAUCAGUGACUGCAAAGGAGACCCAGAAAAUCCUUCACUAUCCAUUAGUGGUGCUUUUGGAAUGUUUUCUACCAUCUCUGCUGCUGUUCAGAACACAGGAAAGACCGUUAUCAGUGGGAGUCUGGAUGCAUUAGAGUUCAUUGGUAAGAAGACUAUGGAUGUGAUAGCUGAAGGCGACCCUGGAUUUAAGAAGACAAAAGGCUUGAUGAACAGGAAUUCCACACUAUCUCAGAUCUUGAGAGAGGCAAAAGAGAAAGAAGAACAGAGGACAGCUACUGAGGUUUCCAUGGCUACAGAGAAGAAAGCCCAUUAUGGUCUACUCUUUGAUGAGUUUCAGGGUCUUGCUCAUUUGGAAGCUUUGGAGAUGCUUUCCAGAGAAAGUGAAUCAAAGGUGAAGUCUGUUAUUGGCACACUGUCUGGAGCAGAGUUAGAUGCGUUAAAGACAGAGUUGGAACAGCUCAAAGAAGCGUUUUCAUUAGCUGAAUUUUAUGAUGACGAAAAGGAAGAAAAGGAAGAAGGUGAAGACUUCACACAGGAGAUAAGGGGUCUUUUUUCACAACUCCAUGUUUCAACAAAGCCAGACAAACUGACCCAAGCAAGGAGCUCUGCUUGUGAAUUAGCCCACGGCCUCAGCAUGCAAAUUGCAAAAGAAGAAAAACCAAAGGAAGAAGACCAGCGUGUGGGCUUGGGGAAUGCUGAGCAAGAGGAGAAAAAAUCAGUAGAGGACAUUCAUGCAUCUGCGAUCAAAAGCCUGGCUGAACUGACAGCCUACUCUGUUGAAGUAUUCCACAAAACCGCUGCACUGGUUCUGCACGACCAGGAACAAGAAGUGUUAGCUGCAGACCGAGCCAAAGCUCUCUCACAAAUGACCAUUGUGCUGUGUAAAGAACUCUCAUCCCUGUCUAAAAGCUUUGCUGCAUGCUUAACAGCUGCAGGGGUGGAAGAGAAGGGAGAUGUCCUUAACCCUUUAAUCACUGGAGUGUUUUUAGAGGCUUCCAACAGCGCUUCAUAUAUCCAAGAUGCCUUCCAGCUGCUCUUGCCCGUUCUGCAGCUCUCUCACAUCCAAGCCCAGGCAGAAUUAACACAGCAGUAACAUGAAUCAGACACUACUUGAGCAGAAUCCCGAUCUACCUGCCUGAUUCAGCAAUGGGAUAGGCAUGUGCAAUAAAAGACAAAAGCUUUGGUAUCUAGUAUUUCACCAGCCAGUGAUAAUGUGCUAUGUGGCCCUGAUUGGGGAAUGUAAGUUAAUGAAAAAGUAUGAGAAACAACUUAGCAAAGUUCAAAGAAUGGGCGGCUGUAUCUGGGUGUCUGUUGUUCUUAGUUUCCGUUAUUCUUGUUAAUGAGAUUGUUAAAUCUAGAGAAAGGCAGAGUGGUAUAACUACAUGGAUGAAGGACCCUAGAAGAAUUCUUGAAGUAAAAUAUCAAACUUUUACAUAUAUAUUUGGAACAGAUUUCCGAAGAUAAAUGUUAACCAAUCCAAAGUGAAGGUAUUACACAAACAGUGUUGGACCAAGUGAUCCAUCAGUGAAAGUCACUAAUAGUCAUGGAUCUUUCCUGUGGUCCCAACUGACCUGGGAAGCUCAAUUCCAUGAGCUAUGGAAAUUACAUGAGCUAAUAGCAACCCAGGGGUGUUUGUGGAGAAUGCAUACAGAGAGGGAAGGAGGGGAACAUGGGAAAGCUCUGUGAUCCUUGCAUUCAUGGAUCAUUAGAUACACACCAAUCUCUUGGGAGCAAUUUUAUAAUUUGCCCUUCUCUGACUUGGAAAGCAUAUGAAAUUAAUCAGCAACAAAAUUGCUAAGAUUGCAGUCCCUAUACAGAGUUACAUGAGAAUAAAUUUCAGGGAACUUGAUGUGACACUUUGAGAUAAAGACACUGAGGAUUAUGCCACAAACACUUUCAAGUGCAGCUGACCUGGUACAGUUCUAGCUUUGUCUGUUUUUAAAGAAAAGAUUGGAGAUUAAUUGGGCAGGAUAAAACUGUUUCUUUUGAAUGAUGCUAUUUCCAGAUAGAAGAAACAAAAUCUCUGUAGGCAUGCUUCAUGUGGGGAGGGCAGACUCUAAGAUACGAUGAUCAACAAAUUUUAAAUGCCUUGCUCUCUAGUGAUAAGUAAAAAGUAGCUCAAAAUGGUUUCAUUCAAGUCAAAUUCAGGGCUAUUUGAUACAAGAGGGAAAAUAACAACAAUGGUAAAUUCAUAAAGUUGAUACGUUAUUUUGUUCUUUAUACAAGUGGUUGUGUGCUGUUGGCAGACCUGUUUAGGACUCCUUAAAUAUCUAGACUCCCUCAAUAUAGACUCACUUCCUCAUAAUAACAAGCCCAAGACCUUUAAUAGAUUUAUUCUUUCCUUUUAACAGAGCUGACCAUUUGCACUGUUUUAUCUUGUACCACUGUGAGAGGUUGUGUUUGCUUGUGCUUUAUAUCCUAUUUUGUUCUGGAAGGGAAUAUUAGUAUUUUAUUUAUGACCAAGCAUUUAUUAGGGUCAUAGUGAUCCUUUCCAAUGUGUUCAUUUUUUGUGGAGUAGAGGGACAUAUUUUUAAACUGGAAAAUGAAGGUUCUUCUUCCAAAGCAGAGAGAAAAGUUUAAAUGGAGUCAGAUGGCAGCUUGCAAGAACAGGAGAGAAUGUUCCACUGUCUUCAGGAUGAGUUCAUUAUCAUGAUUUUAGCAUUUAUUCCAUAAUCCAGAAUCUUCAUUUAAAGCCUUUCAUUGCUAAAUCUUUUUACUGAGGUAUUCUAUAGUAUAAGAAAUGUGUUCAAUUUUAUACAUCAGGACAAAAAAAAAAACUUCCUCUAUCUUUAGAUAGUUUAUUAUUUUAAGCAGAUUCUGUUUCUAAAAAAUUAUAUUUUGAAUAUGUAUGAUAUUUGUGAAAUCUGCACUGUAUUUUAAAAUGAGAAUAAAUGUUAUUCUAUGAUGGUAUAAA